Molecule: messenger RNA, 1646 nt
Organism: Labeo rohita (rohu)
Lineage: Eukaryota; Metazoa; Chordata; Actinopteri; Cypriniformes; Cyprinidae
Gene: gc
Product: GC vitamin D binding protein
Exons: 12
Coding region: 96-1499 (467 amino acids)
Biological process (GO): vitamin transport
Cellular component (GO): cytoplasm; blood microparticle
Molecular function (GO): vitamin D binding; vitamin transmembrane transporter activity
Source: RefSeq, a predicted model, not a curated record
GACCACACACACUUUUGUCUCUUGUGAAACUGCAAUACAGAGGCAGUUCCUAAUGUAAACUCAUCUCGAAAUCGCAGUACAACCUGUGGUCAAAUAUGAGGAGCACAGCUCUCAUUUUAAUUUCUGCUUUAAUAGUCCCAGCUUUGCUGGCUCUCAAAGGCAAGAACUAUACCAAGGAAAAUGUUUGCCAAGAGCUUAAAGCCUUUGGAAUCGAAACGUUCAAAGAAAUGGUCACUGUCCUCUACAGCCAAAAGUUCCCGAAUGGGACAUUCCAGGAGGUCAACUGUGUGGCAGAUGAAAUGACAAAGCUUGCAGAAAAAUGCUGCAAAGACGACGCAAGUCCUGACUGCUAUGAUAAAGGAGCUACAGAGAUCUCUGAGAAGUCAUGUGGAAAGGACUCUCCAUUCCCCAAACAUCCAGGGAUCGAGCAGUGCUGCACACUUCAGGGUCAUGAGAAGAAACUUUGUUUGGCCUCACUACGGUACUCUGCAGAUGAGCUGCCCUCCCUACUGGAGCCCACAAAUGAAGAGAUCUGCACCGAGUACACUAAAAACGAGAAGGACUAUGCUGUCAGGUAUGUGUACGAGUUUGCCCGGCGGCACAGAAACAUCCCAGCAGGCUUUGUUCUUAAUGCUACUCAGAACCACGUGAGAAUGGCAGAGAGAUGUUGCCGCCCUGCUGUCAAAAACGCUUGUUUCCUUCGAGAGAGACUCCAGAUGCGAAGCUCCAAUAUUUUUCUGAGGUUUCUCUCCACUGCUUGCAACAGCCAAGUGAAUUUGAAAUCCUUCAAGUAUGGGUUGUCUGUGUAUUAUGGAAAUCUCCUAGGAUUGUCCUUUGAAGAAGCAUCAGCCUUGUCUGGUCGUUCCCAGUUGGGGCUUGAAAAAUGCUGUUUACAGCCCCAACCUGAAUGUAUAAUUGAAGAGAUAACAAGCUUUCAGAAAGUUCUCUGCGCUGAAUCCAAACUGGAUGCCAUGUCUGAGGAUUUCCGGAAGUGCUGCAGCAAACCUGCCCUGGAUACUCUUCCCUGCGUGGAUGACUUGAAAAGGCAACCCCGUCAGUCUCCAGAUGCAGCCAAUCCUGUUUCAUCUAAGCUCUGUGAGGAACCACAUGGGAUUGACAGAUACUUGUUUCUAAUCGGAGUGAACCAUCCCUCCAUUUCCCUUCCUGUGCUGACGACCGUUCUCGAUCGAAUCAAGAACACAGCAACGGCCUGCUGCUCAUCUGCUGAUAUCACAGCGUGCUUAACGGAGAAGGAGAGUAAAUUGAAAAAGACUACGGCACUUCUGUCCAAGCUGGAUGUCACUUGCUCGCAGUACUUCAGCGUGGACCUGCCUGCAUUUAAAACUCUGAUGCAGAAGGAGGUGCAGCGGGAGGAAGGUGAGAAGCGUACACAAGCUUGGGUUGAUUUGGCCACAUCCUGCUGUUCCCGGCACCCCCCGGCACAACUGUGUCAAAAGCUGACAGAGGAUGUUAUUAAAUAUAACGACGACACUGUUUAAAGACUCGCUCUUCAAAGAUUCUUUUGAGCGCUAGCAAAUAUAUUGGAUGAAGAGAUCUUCCAAAUUCUCUCUCUAAUAGGAAAUGUCAUCCCUCGCUAUCUGAGAUGUUUUAUUCCCUUUAAAUAAACUUUCCACUUGCUUCAAAGA